Molecule: messenger RNA, 3616 nt
Organism: Linum trigynum
Lineage: Eukaryota; Viridiplantae; Streptophyta; Magnoliopsida; Malpighiales; Linaceae
Source: the annotation of a GenBank genome assembly
GACCAAAUUUAAGUAGUUGAAUGGAAAUGUGGAACUCCAUGAAUAAUAACCGAUGACCAGAAAAGUUCACCGCCGCCAAAAACGAUUAAAUUACUCCUAACCCGUCCGAUCAACCCAUGUAAAAGAAUCCAACCGCUAGCCUUUAACCCGUAACUCACCCCAACCCGACCCAUCAUCCCCCGCGGAAUUUCCAGCUAAUUAAAUAACGUCCACCGUUGACACGUCUUGUUCAAGUUCGCAGCAAAAUCAGAGAUUUCGGAGAACAUCUCGCUCAUCGCCUCUCCGUCUCCAUCUCUCACAGCUCGUAAAGCUCUCUGCAACUCCACGAGGUAAAAGAAAUCAGGCCCGGCCCAGAUCCUGUGCUGGUCUGAUCUACAGCACAGGGCCUCAAAAUGUUUGGGGCCUCAGCUUGGCCCAUACACUAAUACAUAUAUAUUAAAAAAAAAUUAACCUGAGAAAACGAAUCGGCAGAGGCCCUCACCCAGCCUGCUCCUCCAGGCUCCAGCCUCCUUAUUCCCUUCUCUUUCUCAAAUCUCAUAAAUCGUAAUCUCCCCUUCCCCAAAUUUCCUUUCCCCAAAUUGCUUACCUUCCCAAAUUUCCCUUCCCCAGAUUUCUCACCUUCCCAAAAGUAAACAACGAUCUCUAAAUCGAUGUUUGUCUUUAUUUCUUCAUAAUCAACUCAAUCCUUCCCCCUAAAAUACUCAGCCAAGAAGGUGAAGCAAAGCAUCCGCCCAAAUUGGCAGAUUCUUCCUUCGAUUUUCAUUCCACCGACGAAAUCAAUCUCUUACUCCGACUUUACCGCUCCGGCACUCCGCGGUCCCGCUAGGCGCUCGCCUUCUUCCCCUGUUUCCGACUUGGCGACUUUCGUCUCUCCGUCGUGGUUCGGUAAUUGAUAAGAAUUUUGUUGACAUGUCUUGUCUUUUGUUUAUUCCUUGUAUGCUGUCUACUGGAUUUUGGAGACUCUGUUCUUCUGUUCUUCAUACUCUGCUUCUGUUGCUGAUUGGAGAUGGCCGAAUGGAGCCAUGGAGUUGGAGAAGCAAUGGGGCCGCCAGGCAGGGGCGAAAUUGGAAUGGGCUGGCCUAAAUUGGAAUGGGUUGCCUAAUUUUGUUUUGGGCUGAGUGAUUUCUAACCAAUUUUAUGUUUUUACAAGAGAUUUUGCUUGGAAAUUUGGCUUAGUUGAUUGUUGAGUUGUGCAUGGAAAAAAAUUUAGGGCCACAUUUUUAUUUUCGAACAGGGCCUCCGAAUAUUAUGGGCCGGCCCUGAAAGAAAUCCUGCUCUCGAUCUUGUUUCGUCUGUCUUAUUUCGCACUGUGAUCUGCUCUACCGGCUGGCUUCGCUGGUUCUGUUCCCGGUGGUUUGACGCCGUCCUGUUUUGAAUUUUCGAUGCCUCUGUAGUUCUGGGGGAGCUAUGAACUGGAUUCAACGGAAGAUCUAUCUCUACAAUGUCACCUUCGGGCUAUUCAUGUUGGAUUGGUGGGAACGUUGCCUUUUCAGUAUCCUUAUGAUAAGUAGGGAUCUGCUUUUCCUUCUUUUGCCUCUUUUGCAUUCGCAGAGAUUUUGUGUUCUAGAUUUUUCCCAGGAGCUGUUUGUAGUCUACUGUAUAUGAACAAGAGAUAUGUGGAUUUCAAACUUGGGACUAGUUCUGAAUCAAAUUUACUGAUGGGGUUGAAGGGGUUUUUGGCAAAAUCUCCUGUUUGUGUGUUUUUGCUGCAUUUUCUUGUUUGGGUUCCUGAACUUGGCAGAUACGCUGAUGCUCGUGUUGAUCUGGUUCAUUGUUCGGUACAUUACUGACUUCUGCAGCAGGUAACUUCUGUUCUCGAUAUUGGACAAUUUGAAUGUUGAUUGCAUCAAUGCUUUCCAAUUUCUGUGUGACUGUGGAAUGCUUGUUUAUGUUGAGUUAUUGACAAAUGAAUGGUAGGUAGCUUGGUACCCACAAUCUCUACAUGUUGGUACCCAUCAACAAUUGAUUUGCUGAUGCAGAUUGGAGAAGAACGCCCAUAUGAGCAUAGAUGGAGCGAGGUCGCCACCCUCCUGCACUCGCCGUCGUCGAAGAUCUUAGCAGCUGCUAGCAGGAGAAAAAAGGAGAAAUGGAGAAGUCGACGACGACGCCGCCUGGAGAAAAAAGGAAGAACGAAGGUUGCUGGUCGUAGAGAGGAAGAUGAAGAAAGCAACCGAUUAGGGGUAAGGUUUUGAAAAAAUGAAACAAAAAUGAGGGAUUUGAAAAUAGUUGAUGGUAAUCAGCUAUUUUAAAAAUUCUCAUUUGAGGGUUUUCAAAAUUCCUAAUUAAUUGUAAAAACCUUCAUACUUUCCAAACGCAGAAAUGUACAAAAUUCUGCAUAAUGAGAGAUUGUGAUUAGGGCGAUACUUGGCUGCUGUCUGGGUUGCAGCCCAUGGCUGCCACCUAUUGACGUGGCACCAUAUCAUUGGUUCAAUGGAUAUUAUUAAACUUAUUUGGAUUAGGAAAGGACGGAAACCGGACGGAAACUAUUUCUUUUCUUGGACGGACGGAGAGCAGCCCAAACGGUGCUGCCUCUUUACAUUUUUUUAUUAUACUUUUUAUAUAUUUUUUAUUAAUUGAAAAGGAGAUAAUAAUAUUAAACACACAGAGUGCACUAGUACUUGUUUUCCAGCUUAACUAAUAUUGAGAGGAGUGAUAUAAUAUACUAGUACUUGUUUUCCAGCUUAACUAAUAUUGAGAGGAGUGAUAUAAUAUGCGGAGCAAGGUUGUCAAACCGGUUUAUACCGUUGUACCGGUUUGGCAAGUGGAAUGGUACGACCAGUGGUAUAACCUGUUUGUGCCGGUUCAUGCCGGUCUAAAAAAAUGUGAAAAUAAUUAAUAUUCAAUGUAUUUAAUCAUAUAUAAAAUAUAUUUGUGGACAAUUUAGUUAUAAUCCAACAAAUAUCAUCAACUUUUAACUAUUACAUUCAUAAAAUGAAUAAUAAGUCAUUAUUUUUAUUCAUUAAAUUCAUUAAAAUGAUGUCAUUUUCUUAGAAUUCGUAAGUCGAUCAUACCGAUCAUACCGGUGGUGUCAUGCCGGUUUCAUGACCGGCACAGGUUGAACCAGGUUCAACCGGGUGGCAUGCCACCGGCAUGACAACCAUGAUGCGGAGUGAAUCAUAUCUUAACAAUUGGUUGAUUUUAGGUGAUGAACAAUGAUCAAUUUCCAAAAUCAAUUAUUAGUUCAGUGGGAGAAAACUUGGAAUCUACACCCUUUGUAUAAGCAAUAUAUCAUUCUGUUACAAAUAUAAAUUCAAUUUUAUUAUUUAUUAAUUAAGAUGGAAAACAAGUACUAUUGCACCUCUGUGCAUAGUUAGUAAAAUACGGUACGAGAAAGUUAUGUAUAAAAUAUGUACGAGUACUUUACUCUGUCUCUAUGUUAAUGUUACGUUUAAUAGUAAGUUAAAAGUCAUAAAUAUAUAAAAUUAUUUAUUUUUAAAAUAAAUAAAUUUAUAAAUAAUAAUAAAGUUAAUAAUUUAAUUCAUUAAAUACGGAUAUUAAGCGUAUUAUAUGGGUUUUAUACGUGUUUAAUACGGGAGCUAUCAAAUGAACGAACAAAAAAGAAACGGCUUGACAAUAAUACGGAUACGAAACUUUUAAAUGAAUAAAGUACGUAUGG